This is a messenger RNA of Penicillium alfredii, 1503 nucleotides long. Its product is annotated as NAD(P)/FAD-dependent oxidoreductase. Gene Ontology annotation, molecular function: sarcosine oxidase activity; flavin adenine dinucleotide binding. The record is from RefSeq and is a predicted model, not a curated record. The transcript is spliced from 13 exons. Lineage: Eukaryota; Fungi; Ascomycota; Eurotiomycetes; Eurotiales; Aspergillaceae. Bases 1 to 1503 code for a protein of 500 amino acids.
AUGAUCUCCACCGAUUCGAACAUCAUUAUUGUCGGGGCGGGUGUGUUUGGACUGAGUACCGCGCUCUGGCUUGCCCGUAGCGGAUACAAGAAUAUCACCAUCUAUGACCGAUGCGCCUUCGACAAGAAUCACUACAAUCCAUCCCAGGGCUGCGAUGGUGCAUCGGCUGAUAUCAACAAGGUCUUUCGCAUGGCCUAUGGAGAGGAACAUGAAUACCAAGCACUGGCCAUUGAGGCCAGGGAUACAUGGCUCGCAUGGAAUGAGGCCAUUGCCCAAAGUCCAUCUGCAGACCUGCCUGCUGGUCUAACCCCAGAUGACAAACUCCUCUAUCACUGUGGCAGCUAUUUCCUGGCUGAGGGAGGCAAGCUGCGAGACUUCUAUGAAAAGAGUCUGCAGACGAUGCAGGAUACCGCUCCUGAGAAUCGGAAGAUGCAAUUUGUCAGGGGAAAUUUGACCGACGAGGAGCGUUUGCGCAAGAUUAGCCCUAAGUGGCUUGAGAAGCUUCACAUUGUCGACGGCAUUAAUCAAGGAAAUAUCAACGGAUUCAUUGAUAUCAAUGCUGGGAUUACUAUCGCAGACAAGGCCUGUGUCUAUGCGCGCUUUUUGUGCGAGAAUGCCGGCGUGAAAUUUGUCCUAGGAGAGCCGCAAGGCAAACUCGACCACUUGAUUAUGGAAAAGAACGGUCUCGAGAAGAAAGCCAAAGGCAUCAAGACUGCAGAUGGUCUCAGCCAUUUCGCUGAUCUGGUGAUUGUUGCUGCCGGGAGUUGGUCUGCUUCGAUUGUCCCCGAAGCCCAUCGUACUGUGGAGGCCACCGCCGGGACGGUCAUGUUCAUUGAUAUCCCGCGGCACAGACAGGAUCUGUGGGAGAAGUUCCACCCGGAUAACUACCCCGUGUGGUCAUACCGCAGGGGCGAGGGUGACGACUAUUAUCAGGGCGGGGGAUUUCCCAUAACCAAGGAAGGAAGACUCAAAUUCGGGUAUCGGGGUCGCAAGUUCACCAACUUCAGAGCGCAUCCCCGUGAACAGAACUUGCGUAUAUCGACACCUCGAACAAAGUAUAGCCAAGACAGCAUUGACACCGUGCCGCUCUACGGGCUCCAACGCAUGAAGAGAGUUAUUUACGAGGCAUUCCCCGAACUGGCCGAGUUUGGAUUCACAGACAGCCGGCUAUGCUGGUACACCGACAGCAUCGACAACAAUUUCGUGAUUGACUACGUCCCUGAUUACUCUGACUCUCUCUUCAUAUGCACCGGAGGAUCUGGCCAUGGCUUCAAGUUCCUCCCAAUCCUUGGUCGACACGUCAAAAACCAACUCGAGCGCGUACCGGAUCAAUUUACUUCACUGUGGAAGUGGCGAGUCGCCAAAGAAGGCGAAUCAAACAAUGGACUCUCCGAGGGAGAAGAUGGUCCUAGGGAACUGUCUCGGGUUGUUCUGGCUGAACGAGAGGAUUUCAAAUUUGGAAAGGUAAAGGCGUCUUCAAACAUUACUGUUGCAAAAUACUAA